This is a messenger RNA of Pundamilia nyererei, 1886 nucleotides long. RefSeq names its product RNA polymerase II subunit M (gene polr2m). Gene Ontology annotation, cellular component: nucleus; intracellular anatomical structure. Gene Ontology annotation, biological process: intracellular signal transduction; transcription elongation by RNA polymerase II. The record is from RefSeq and is a predicted model, not a curated record. Gene Ontology annotation, molecular function: transcription elongation factor activity. The transcript is spliced from 4 exons. The coding region runs from base 257 to 1330 and encodes 357 amino acids. NCBI's taxonomy places the organism in Eukaryota, Metazoa, Chordata, Actinopteri, Cichliformes, Cichlidae.
CGUUCAGUGGGGGCGAUAGAGGGCUAUUUUUUCCACACAGGAAGAAGAAGAAGAAGAAGAAGGGUCCCACUUUGAAAUGUUGUGUCAUGUGUUGAAGAAGUGAAUUUGUCACUUAAAGAGUUUUCUGAAGCUCUCUAAUAAAAUAGGAAUCAAUCAACCGUUAGAUUUACCGCAAACCUUCGUGUUUACGCUGAAGUUUAAAGCGGGCUCGUGCUGUUUGUGGAUGGCUGUAGUUAGCUUACUUUAGCUAACAGUGAUGUCCUCGUCGUGGACAGAGCGCCAGGGAGAGGUGGGAGACCUGGGACACCUGAGUAAAGAAGAACUACAGGAACUGCUACUCCGACAAGAAGGGAUCCUCAGUAACAAGAAGUUAUUGCAGACGCUACCUGACAAAGGGAAAAAGAUAAAAGACUUUGCAGAUAAAGUGCGUCUUGCCAUUGAUGACCACAGUGAGGAGGAGAGGAGACGAAGCCUAGUGUCUGUUGCGAGGACAGAGUUACAGUCCAAGUACCAGCAGGCUUUUGCUCACCGGCGUGCUGCCUCCAUCACACCAGCAGCCUCGCAUCAAAACAGGCAACAUGACGCUGCUGCAGGUGAUGCUGCACAGGAGAGCGAGACCUCACCUGCCACAGCUCAAGUGCAAGAAAACCACACUUUGGACGAGCAACGAGAGCCAUUUGUCUCCGGAGCGACUGCUGUGGAAACCAUGGAAACGGUGGCUCGUGGGGCCUCUCUGAACUCUGAUGAAACAAAAGAGGGUGACCUUGUGGAGGCCCUGGAAAGGGUCACGCUGUCUGGAACUACUACUGGUGGCAGCAGCGUAUCCAAAGAGCCAUUAAACAGCAGUGCAAGAGACAAUUACUUUCUCAGAAAGCAACCACCAAAGAAGCCUCACUAUAUAACUGUCCUGGAAAAAACAGAGAAGUCUGCAGCUCCCAGGAAGCAAAAAUUUAAACCAAAUCAGCUGCCUCAUAGAAGUGACAUCUCUCCAUCAGGAUCCUCGUCACCCAGUCAGUCCUCUGAAGGCUCAUUGCCGCUGUCUGUGCAAGCCAGGAGGGAGCGGGACAGAAAACACCUGGAUGACAUCACUGCUGCCAGACUCCCCCCUCUCCAUCACAAUCCAGCCCAGCUCCUAUCUCUGGAGGAGUCAGCUGCACUGCUGAAGAAGCAAACCAAGAAGCAGCUGGAGUUGCAGGCCAAGCUGGCAGCCCAGAAACUGUCUGAAGGAUUGAAGAUCUCUAUGGGGAGCUACACUCCUGACGGUGGCCCCAUGGCUACCUACAGAGAGGUUCACGAUGAAGGAGCACAGCUCUCCUCAGAGGAAGACUGAUCCUGGAGGGCCAGCUGGGGAAACCAGUGUGACCUUGGCCCUGAGGGAAAGAGGCUUUGGACCUUGUGAUCAGGACCCAUCAGACAGGAUUUUCACUCCAAGGGCAACAAUUCUUCAGAGAGGAAAAGGGUCUUUUGCAUGGUGUGAAGGAAUAGUCGGUAUCCCAGACUCAGCUCAGGAAAUUGAAUGACAGGUUGAGAAACUAGCUUACUUAAUUGUCAUUCAGUCUGUAGUGGGUUCAGUUGUUUCAGCGUCCUGCAGGAAUAACAACACCUUCCGCUGACUACGACGCUUAAGUGCUAAAUUUGAAACAUGUGUCAUGUGGGAAAGUGUUUCUUGUCAGCAUGCUUAGACUGAUGACAUCAUGGCUUUCAGAUCCUGGGAGUGCUGAGGUUUCUGUUUUUAGUGUUUUUAAUAAUUCAAUUCACUUAAAGCUCAUCAGCGGUGACUGUUUACAGCUUUGUGGAGAAGCAGACGUGAGCCUGCAAAUAGUUAUGCCAAACUUCAAUGUUACAGAAUGUGUAACAUGAACAAAUAAAUCAUGUGAUUUCCUAAA